Messenger RNA from Hyla sarda, 855 nucleotides. RefSeq names its product mast cell protease 1A-like. Gene Ontology annotation, biological process: proteolysis. Lineage: Eukaryota; Metazoa; Chordata; Amphibia; Anura; Hylidae. The record is from RefSeq and is a predicted model, not a curated record. The transcript is spliced from 5 exons. Gene Ontology annotation, molecular function: serine-type endopeptidase activity. Bases 5 to 763 code for a protein of 252 amino acids.
UGAGAUGGAACACGUUGGGAUCGUUCUUGUGCUCUUUUUAUCUUCUAUCUUCAUUUCAACCCCAUGUGCAGGAAAAUUCCAUCAUGAGAUUAUUGGGGGGAAUGAAGCCGAGCCACAUUCAAGACCUUAUAUGGCAUACUUGAAAAUUGAUGAAUCUUAUUGUGGUGGUUCUUUGAUAACCCCAAACUGGAUUUUAUCUGCUGCCCAUUGUUACGGGAACAUAGUUGUCAUCCUUGGGGCUCAUGAUAUCACUCAGCCAGAGGAAACCCAGCAGAUUCUUGGGGUUGAGAGUUAUCACAUUCACCCAGAAUACGAUGACGAUUCAUCCAUGCCAUUUAAUGAUGUCAUGUUGUUAAAGCUUUCAUCCCAGGCUGAGAUAAAUGAAUACGUACAGACUAUUCCACUUCCUUCCAGCACCAGUGACCUUCCAAGCAAUACACCCUGCAGUAUCUCAGGCUGGGGACUGAUUGACCGGACACAUACCACAGAUAAAUUAUUUGAGACCAAUGUUACUAUUGUGAGCCGCAGGUUAUGUCGCCGAUACUACCCUGGAUUGACUGAUGGGAUGAUCUGUGCGGGAAGCCACAAUAGAAUUACUGACUCUAGCCAGGGAGACUCAGGCGGGCCUCUUAUUUGCAAUGAGGCUUUAGAAGGCAUUGUGUCUUUCGGAUAUCAUCACCCACCUGGUGUCUAUGCAAGAGUUGGGAAAUACUUGGAUUGGAUCAAAGAAACCAUCUCCCAAUAUGAAAGCAAAGAUACCUAAUAUGUACAUGCUUCUGUUAGUUGGAAACUCUGUUAGUUACCCUCAUGCUCAUGUUAUGUAUUAUACAGUCCUUACUAUCACAAUAAAAUAAG